Messenger RNA from Triticum turgidum subsp. durum (durum wheat), 957 nucleotides. Lineage: Eukaryota; Viridiplantae; Streptophyta; Magnoliopsida; Poales; Poaceae. The record is from the annotation of a GenBank genome assembly.
AUGGCCAAGAAGCGCGGCGAGAAGAGGCCACCGCCGCCGCCGCCGCCGGUGGCUGCCUCCUCUGACGAGACGCACUCGGGCGCAGACGAGUCCGAGGACGAAGAGACCAUCGCCUUGUCUCGUGCCCCUGCCCGCAAGAACCCGCCUCCGCCGCCGCAGAAGAGCGAGGAGUCCGAGACCUCUGAAGAGGAGGAGGAGGAGCCAUCCCACGCGGCCCCGAACACUGCCCCCAAGAAGCAGCCUCCGCCGGCGCGACAGAGUGAGGACUCCGACAGUUCCGACGAGGAGGAGGAUGGGGGUUCCGAAUCUGACAAAGAUGAGCCGCCGCCGAAGCCAUCUCCGAAGCAGGAGGCGAAGGCCCCGGAGGCCAAGAAGCCGCGCCUUGCUUUCCACCGCGUCUGGUCCACCAACGACGAGGUCCGUAUCCUCGAGGCCCUCGCCGCUCACCAAAAAGAGCACGGUGUGCUGCCGCAGCCCGACGCACUGGUCGAAGCCCUCGCCGGAAAGCUCGACAACCGUGCCUACAGCAGCAAGGAGCUCCAGGGGAAGGUCAAAAGCCUCAAGCAUCGGUAUGUGUCAGCCGCCAAGAAGUACGAGCUCCCGACCAAAGAACACGACCGCCGGCUCUUCGACCUGUCCAAGAUCCUCUGGAGCGGCCACAAGUACAGGUCCCGCGCUGCCACCGCUUCUACUGCUGCUCCCACCGCCAAGGCGAACGACCACGAGCCCAAGGGAUUUGAGGAGAUGUGUGAGUUGUACCCAUACCUCGCGGAGGAGGUGAAGAAGAUGGAGGCCUCGGGCAUGUUCAAGCGGGAGUUCGGAAAGAUGGACGACGACAAGGCACGCUUGCUGGACGAGAAGAUCAAGAAGCAGAGGGUACAACAGAUGAAGGUGGAGCUGCGCCGCAGCGACCUUGCCAGGGAGGUGACCAAGGCGAUAAUGGACCUGAUCGACUGA